AUGUCAGGAGUCCCCAAAGAGAGUGCGGGGCCUCGAGUCCUACCAACAUUGGGAAAGGCCUGCUUAACCUCUAUGGACAAAAAGCUCAACAUGCUGAAUGAGAAGGUUGACAAGCUCUUGCAUUUUCAAGAAGAUGCCACAGAGAAACUACAGUAUAUAUACAAAAGCAUGGGCCACCUGGAACAAGGCUUGCACCGGCUAGAGACUUCUCAAGGUCUGGGUCCAGUGGAGAUUGACCCCACAUCUGCAACUGCUGCUCAGCAGGUCGGGUGGCCAGAGGUCCUGGAGCUGGUAAAGGCUGUGCAAAAGGAUGCUGCCCAACAUGGUGCCAUGCUUGAAGCCCUCUUCAGGAUGAUGGUGGCCAUGGACAAAGCUAUAGCCUUGGUGGGGGCUGUGUUCCAGAACUCAAAAGUGGUGGAUCUCAUCUUGCAAGGGACUGUCCCCUGGAGGAAAAGCUGUCCAGCCACUGGUGGCCAUACAGAGAAUAAAGAGAGAGUGGAAGAGAAAAAAGCAAAAUCCAAGCAUGUGCUGAGCAACAGAGGUGUGCAAGCUGAGAUCACAGGGCCUUGGAAAGAAAGCCAGACAGCAGAUCUGGCUGAGGGGACACUGGAGAAGCUGACACCCAUUGCUUCAGGGAUGGGAUUUGACCUUCUUGCCCAGCCAGAGGGAUCUCCAGAACAGGGGGAUGGAGUUCCUGGUUCAGCUCAGCUGCCCUUUGGCCACCUGCUGCUGCCCAUAGAGGUGGAAGCCAUGGCUUCUGGGACAUCCAGUGAGAACCAAGGGAAUGACCCCGAAUCGUCUGAGGCACCUGACAGGGUCCAAGAGUCAUCCACUCACCAGGAGGCGUUACUGAAUAUGGAACAAGGCACAUUGUUUGCCAAGCCUGAUCCUCAAUCGUCAGAGGACUCCAUGAGGCUGACUUCAGGGCUGCCAGCCAAGGCCAAAGCAGACAACAGCGGAAAACUAUGCCCAUGGAGCUCCACCCAUGAGCAAGAGAUGGAUACCCCAGAGGAUCUGUUUGUGACACAAGGGGACUGUCUCAGACACACACUACCUACAGAGGCUCCAACUGCUGCCCAUUCAAGUGAGCAGGACCUACUUGGGUCCAGAGGCUGCUCCCAGGUCUCUGGGACUGAUUUUGGAAAUCAGAUCCCAAAAGAAGACAGCAAGUUUUCCUUUCUGCUGAAGACUAGCAGCAAUGAGGGAGAAAAUGCUGAGGAGCCACAGGCGCCUGAGGCAGAGUCCACCAAGGAGCCAAGCAAGACCAGGAUAGAUAAGGGAGAUGAUACCAAAGUCCUAGGCCUGAAGCAAGACAAAGGCCCAGCAGCAGAAAACUUGGAUCCUGGAAAGGACUAUGCAGCCUGCACGGAAAGAGAGGAAGCAGGAAGGAUGUCCUUGGGGACUGAGGCUGAAACUGUGGUUUUGGAUGAUAGUCCAGCCCCACCAGCUCCUUUCGAACACCGGAUGGUGAUUGUCAAGGAGACCUCGAGCUUGACAGAUUACACAAUAUGCCAGCAUGAAGUCUUAGGAGGGGGGCGGUUUGGCCAGGUGCACAGGUGCACAGAGAAGUCCACAGGCCUCAUAUUGGCAGCCAAGAUCAUCAAAGUGAAGAGCACGAAGGAGCGGGAGGAUGUGAAGAAUGAGAUCAAUAUCAUGAACCAGCUUAGCCAUGUGAACCUGAUCCAGCUUUAUGAUGCCUUCGAGAGCAAGAACAACUUUACCCUCAUCAUGGAGUAUGUGGAUGGUGGUGAACUCUUUGACCGAAUCACAAAUGAGAAGUACCACUUGACUGAGAUGGAUGUAGUCUUGUUCACCAAGCAGAUCUGUGAGGGUGUGCAUUACCUACAUCAGCACUAUAUUCUACACCUGGACCUCAAGCCGGAAAACAUACUAUGUGUCAAUCAGACAGGACAUCAAGUUAAGAUCAUUGACUUUGGGCUGGCCAAAAGGUAUAAACCUCGAGAAAAGCUGAAGGUGAACUUUGGCACUCCCGAGUUUCUUGCUCCAGAAGUAGUUAACUAUGAAUUUGUCUCCUUCCCCACUGAUAUGUGGAGUGUGGGAGUCAUCACCUACAUGCUACUCAGCGGUUUAUCUCCAUUUCUAGGGGAAACAGAUGCGGAGACCAUGAAUUUCAUUGUGAAUUGUAACUGGGAUUUUGAUGCUGAUACUUUUGAAGGGUUAACAGAGGAGGCCAAAGACUUUGUUUCUCGAUUGCUAAUCAAAGAGAAGAGCUGCAGAAUGAGUGCCACACAGUGCCUGAAGCAUGAGUGGCUGAAUAAUUUGCCUGCCAAAGCCUCAAAAUCUAAAAUUUGUCUCAAAUCUCAAUUAUUACUUCAGAAAUACAUGGCUCAGAGGAAAUGGAAGAAACAUUUCUACGUGGUGACUGCUGCCAACAGAUUAAGGAAAUUUCCAACUUCUCCCUAAUAUUCAAC
Messenger RNA from Suncus etruscus (white-toothed pygmy shrew), 2432 nucleotides. RefSeq names its product myosin light chain kinase 3 (gene MYLK3). The transcript has 13 exons. Gene Ontology annotation, cellular component: cytoplasm; nucleus. Gene Ontology annotation, molecular function: ATP binding; protein serine/threonine kinase activity. Gene Ontology annotation, biological process: protein phosphorylation; positive regulation of apoptotic process; intracellular signal transduction. The coding region runs from base 1 to 2424 and encodes 807 amino acids. The record is from RefSeq and is a predicted model, not a curated record. NCBI's taxonomy places the organism in Eukaryota, Metazoa, Chordata, Mammalia, Eulipotyphla, Soricidae.